UGAAUAGAACUCGGAGUGUAAUUUUUUGGAGUAUAACAAUUUGUUUAAUUGCUUUGUUCGUACAAACCCACAUUCUUUGUUUCUAGAAGUUGAUUCUCGUUUUCUAAGAAAAUGAUGUCGUCCUUCAAGAUUUCUUUGUAAUAUCAAGUAUUGAAUUUCUCUAUCUUUCUCCAAUAUAUAACUCCAAUACUUAUUAUAAUCCAAUAUUCUCGACUUCCUUUGUUUUAACAAAAAUGGAACAUUUACAAUUAUUACUCGCUGCAUUUUUUAUUACAAACCAUCAGUUUGUUAUGUCAACUUACUCAAAAAUUGAUAAUGGCAUUGAGAAUCUCAAAAGUCAACUCAGCGGCGAAGAGUUCAAAAUAAAGGCAGGCAAACAGUUCAAGUUCAGCUGUGUGGCCAAGUGCGACCCUAAGUGUGACAUCAAAUGGUACAAAGAGGGCGAGGAGGUCAUCUCGGGUCAAACAAUGACUCACAAGCACUUCGUCAGCAGCAGCUCCUAUCUAAAUGAUAUCUCAAGUUUCCUGUUCGUGAACAACUUGAACAAAUCAGAUGCUGGUCAGUACAAUUGCAAAGCGAUCAACAUGAUCAACGGGGGAAAAGAAGGGCGCUUUCUACCCGAACCAAUUACUCUCAUAGUUCUAGCUCCGCCGGUUUUCACUCUACAACCAGCGAGCAUGCAGAUCAGCAGAAAUAAAGAGUUCACACUGUCGUGUAAUGCUUCCGGACCCCCUGACCCCGUGACUGUCUCGUGGUUUCAGAAUGGCAGAGAGGUCAAGUCAGUCGAGCCCCAUCAGUGUGCAAAAAACAGCGUAGCUCAGCUGAGAGUUCAAGAAGGAAUAACCGAAACUACUAAUUACUCCUGCGUGGCUAGCAACUCUUUCGGCCAAACGACCACUUCAGCUGUUGCAGUUGUGCAGGCACUGACGGUCCCCGGAGCGCCUUCGAUCGAAGUGUCAGAGGUGGAAUCGACUAGUGCUAUGUUGAGAUGGUCAUACGGGUUUGAUGGGUACUCGCCGAUAUCUUCUGUUAUUAUUCAGUACGGGGAGGUUGCUCAUCCGGACGACAUGAUCACAUUUGUUGUUCACAACACUAGCAAGACUAACGUUAAGCUCUACCCCCUGAAGCCCUUCCACGACUAUUUCGUCAAAGUGAAGAGUGUCAACUUAAUUGGCGAUAGUAAUUGGUCAAAGCUGACGAGAUUCACUUCUGCUCAAGACGUUCCCGGUCCCCCCACUGCAGUGCAGACCUCCGUUGACGAUGUCUCUGGCAGAUCGGUGCUAAUUUGGGAGCCCCCCAAGAGACCAAAUGGAGAAAUCACGGGAUACAUCAUCGAGAUCAGAGAACCCAAGACUCAACCGCAGCAACAUAUAAGAGACGCGGGUUCUAGGCAGUUCUAUCUAGACGAUAUUACUUGCAAGGAUUAUACUCUGAGAGUGAUGGCACAGUCAAAAAGGGGAACAAGCGAGGGAGCGCCAAACCCUCCUUUGAGAAUAGUCGACGGGAUGUUGUAUAUACCAUUAGGUCUACAGACCUUCAAAGACCAUCUGAAGGACAUUCUGAGAGCGAAACCAGAGGUCAUCCUAAUAAUCGCCCUCUGCUGUCUUCUGCUGUCGGCCAUUAGUGCCCUGCUGGUGUGUUGUUGUCGGUCCAAAGGCAAACAGAACGUUAAACAAAACAGGAUUCCGCCCCAUGACUUGAGUUUGAUCAGACAAUUGCCCCUUCACGCUCACAUAUCGACUAGAUCUUCUCCUAGUAGCGUCACGAGCUUUCCGAUGUACCAAGGAGACAACUUGACUUCUGCCAGCUCCUUAACUCCAGGAAGUCAAUAUUUGAACCGGGUCAGAACCGAGACCGGAUCCAGCUCAGGUAGCAACAUGCACCCCACAAGUGGACUCCGAACUUCGACCAUCCGAGAUAGCCUCCACGACAGUAUGAAUUUGUACGAAAUAGCGAUUGGAGUCGGAGAGUCGAAUCCUCCGCCACAUCAGACGUACAGACGGUCGGAGUCAUCCCCAGUGCAGCCUAUUAAUAGUAAUUACUGUCACGCAUACAGUCGGUUACGUCACAACUCAUUCACAGUGCUGCAGGCGAUGGAUCUAAGUCGGGAGAUCAAACAGGGUCUGUCAACUGUCCUCAUCGACAUCUCAAGACUCAAACUGGGAGAAGUGCUAGGAGAAGGCGAGUUUGGAUGCGUGAUCAAAGGAAACUUAAUGGAAAAAUGUGGGAAGGUGAAAGAGGUGGCAGUGAAAACUAUCAAAGAAAUCAUGUCUCGAGAUGAGUUGCGACAGUUCAUCGGAGAAGGAAUUGUGAUGAAAGAAUUCAAACACCCGAACGUGUUGAGUCUAGUCGGAGUUUGUCUUGAGGAGCAACAAGGAUCUCAAGUGAAGCCUUAUGUCGUUCUUCCCUUCAUGAAGCACGGAGAUCUGCAUACUUUCCUUCUUGAGUCGAGGACUGGUAAAGAUACCAUGAACAUUCGUGAAUCCUGUCUGCUGGACUUCUGCAUCCAGAUUGCGGAGGGCAUGCGAUACCUCUCCUCCAAAAACUUCAUUCAUCGAGAUUUAGCUGCACGCAAUUGCAUGCUGGAUGAGCACUACCGCGUGAAGGUGGCUGAUUUUGGACUGUCGCGGAGGAUCUUCAGCCAGUGCUACUAUAGACAAGGGGGAGGGGCCAAACUGCCUGUCAAGUGGAUGGCCCCCGAGUGUCUGGGCGACAGAAUUUACACUUCACAAAGCGACGUCUGGAGCUUCGGAGUAACGAUGUGGGAGAUCUUCAGCCGGAGUCAGGCGCCAUACCCUGGCAUCCCCAACCACGAAGUGUACGAUCACCUGCAGCUGGGGAUGAGACUCAAACAGCCAGAUAACUGCCCCACCCAAUUGUUUGAAAUAAUGGCCAGCUGCUGGCGUACUAACCCCGCCCACCGACCCAACUUCCUACAAGUAGUGAGCCGACUCGAAUCCUACCGCGAAUCCACCCGAGCAGUCGCAAACCCAGUCUACAUAAACAGCCGAUUCUUCGACCAAAACCACACUCCAAGCCAUAGCAAGAAUGUUCCGACAACUUAUAGCAAGAAUGUUCCGACAACUUACAGCAAAAAUGCUCCGACAGUAUAUGAUCAGAAUAUUCCGACUGCCUGUAACCAGAAGAUGCCAAUUCCGCCCUCGGAAUUGACCCAGACUUAUUCUGUCACCUAUUCGCGUUCGUUCAUUCCGGAAACUCCCCCUCCAGUUCAGCCAGUUAUCAACUCGGCCGAGAGGUUCAACGAGUCCGCAAUGUCCUCGGAGAUCACAAUGUCCCCCCUGAAGAGUGAUUAUAGUAGCAGUUACGAUGAAGUGUACUUAACGAGACAAGGAAUGCAGACAUUUGUCAGAACGCCUCGGAGAUUGGAAUCUUACUCGUGAGAGAAUUUUAAAUUCACAGUAACUAGAAAUUUACGAGAGCCUGUAUUCCAGUGCGGAACUUUGAUCAAUGAUCUGAAAGAAAAAACAAACUAACUUCACUGUUUGACCCCAUGAUUAUUUUAUAAAAUGUUUCUUGCCUUGAGAUUUGUUUAGUUUAGUGUGAUAUUUUAUUAACUGCUGUUUCU
Molecule: messenger RNA, 3586 nt
Organism: Symsagittifera roscoffensis
Lineage: Eukaryota; Metazoa; Xenacoelomorpha; Acoela; Convolutidae
Product: tyrosine-protein kinase receptor TYRO3-like
Exons: 19
Coding region: 234-3401 (1055 amino acids)
Biological process (GO): nervous system development; cell migration; negative regulation of apoptotic process
Cellular component (GO): plasma membrane; signaling receptor complex
Molecular function (GO): protein binding; ATP binding; transmembrane receptor protein tyrosine kinase activity
Source: RefSeq, a predicted model, not a curated record